ACCAUACGGUGUGUGGUGUGUGCAAAUAUUUGCAGCAAGUUAAUAGAAAAGCUUGUAGAAAAGUGGUAAAAGUGACGCGAAAUCUGUGCACAAAAUAUUGCAAUGCAACAAAGGAAUUUAUAGAGGCAGUUAACAAAUGUCGAGCCGGUCGGCGAGCCGGUCCAGUUUCAUGGAGCACAGCCGUAAAGUUCCUAGCUGCUCGAAAAUUUGAAGUUGGAAGAGCUUUGGCUCUUUACGAGCAGCAUGAAGCUACAAGAAAAAGGGAAGGACUAGCCCUCCUGCAGCCUACACAAGAACCACUUUCAAGUGAACUACGCACCGAAAAAUUUACAGUUUUGCCUUCCAGAGAUGCGACUGGAGCAGCCAUAGCUAUUUUUACAGCACAUUUACAUCUUCCUCAAAAUACCACACAUCAGACUACUUUACAGGGUGUUGUUUAUCAAUUAGAUGCUGCCUUGGAAAGUCUAGAGACUCAGAGGCAAGGGUUGGUCUUCAUUUACGACAUGUCUGAUAGUAAAUAUCAAAAUUUUGACUAUGACUUGUCUCAGAAGAUUCUCACACUUUUAAAGGGUGGUUAUCCAGCGAAAUUGAAGAAAGUUCUUAUUGUCACGGCUCCUUUGUGGUUCAAGGCACCAUUCAAAAUUCUGCGAUUGUUCGUUCGGGAAAAAUUGCGGGACAGAGUAUUUACCGUAUCCAUUCCUCAAUUAACGCUUCAUAUUCCACGAGAAUCUUUACCACGUCGUUUAGGUGGUACCUUGGAAAUUCAGCAUGAAGCAUGGCUACUCCAUUGUCUUAAAUCUAUGACGAAUCGGGGAGGUGGUGAGCUUUGCGAGGUUACCCCGAGAGCGGGUACUCCUCUUUCUCCGACGACGAAGAACCACACUAUACAUCAAAGUCCAAAUGGAACGCCUAUUAGCAACCCAACUAGUCCUAUGGCGGAUAAAAACAAAAUCAAAAAUGGUAUGGCAAAUAUUGGAGACAUUGAGGUUACGAAUGGCGACGUGUGGAGCGGAAAUGACGAAGCUCCGUCACCGGUUCAGCCUCCGUCCUCUGCUAGCUCGGGUUUCAGCGACGACGACAGUCUUCACGGCGAUCUUGGUCUCCAGGCAGUCAGUAUGGAGCAGCUCGUCGAGACGAUACGUUCCAGGGGUCGUAUUGGGCUCGUAGCAGAGUAUGCGGAAAUCAGGCUAAGACCGCCGGACGGUUCCUUUAACAAUGCUAAGCUAAGACCAAACCAAGUAAAGAAUAGGUACACAGACGUGUUAUGUUAUGAUCAUAGCAGAGUUUGUCUUUCACAAAUCGAUGGUGAUCCCACGUCUGACUAUAUAAAUGCAAACUUUGUUGAUGGAUACAAGCAAAAAAACGCGUUCAUUAGCACUCAGGGCCCACUUCCAAAAACCUGUGGUGAUUUCUGGAGAAUGAUCUGGGAGCAACAGACACUUGUCAUCGUUAUGACGACUAGGGUGGUUGAAAGAGGGCGUACAAAGUGCGCACAGUACUGGAAUGUGGAACCAGGAAAGGACUACUCUGUUGGUGCUUUUACUGUUACUACUCUCGAAGUAGAAGCGAAUCCGGAUUACACAAUAUCAAAGCUCUUACUCGCCAAUAACAAGACUGAAGAGACAAGAGAAGUUUGUCACAUGUUAUACACAGCUUGGCCAGACUACGGAGUACCUCAAUCGGCAAGAGCUUUAUUACAGUUCCUCUCGUUAGUACGACAGCAACAAAAUGCACUUUUGACCAGCAGAGGUGAUACUUGGGCUGGACAUCCACGUGGGCCGCCUAUAGUUGUACAUUGUAGCGCCGGUAUUGGCAGGACAGGGACGUUUUGUACUUUGGAUAUUUGCAUAUCUCGACUGGAAGACACUGGUACUGUAGAUAUCCGAGGGACAGUGGAAAGAAUUCGAGCACAAAGGGCGUACAGUAUUCAAAUGCCAGACCAAUAUGUCUUCUGUCAUCGAGCCCUGGCAGAAUAUGCACUUUCCAGGGAUAUGCUGAGUUCCCAGGAUCUUGCCAUGUUAUCACCCACCAUCGAGGAGGACUCUGACUAGACUAAUUCUAUUAGAAACACAUUAGAUUGAUACACUUAUCAAUACUAGGUAUAUUCUUGCAUUUCCCUUCCAUUGUCAGGUUCAAAACAAAUCAUCCGAAGAUAUUCUUUAAACUUUUAUCAAAUUAUCAUCGUCAUCGUCGUCGCCAUCAUACAAUGCUUUCAAUGAUACUUCUCAUUUCUUACUCCUAAGUCGGCCUGCUAGCUAGGAACCAAAAUUCCCGUCAAGCAUAACUACUCACGAUGAGAUCUGAAACUCGUUCUCGAACCUUCGCAUGCAAAUCAAUCAAAAUGAAUUCAUGAAUUGAACAAGUGUCUUAAUCCAUUUCAUGUGAUUUGAACCUGAAUUAGAUAUCGAUUAGGCAUUUUAUACGAAUUGAUUGAUAGAAUUCUAACUAUAUUUAUACACGGAAAAAGUAACGGAAUAGUCGACUUUUUUUAUUUCCUUUGAAAGGUCUCUUCACAUGGAAUGGAAUUUCUCACAGUUUGACACCAAUUUGCAAAAGAUUUUGGAAACCGUAUGCAGUUUUGUCAAGCGUGAUCCAAAUUGAUGAAUUUAAAAGACUUGAAAAAAAUUAUAAGGAAUAAAAAGGAUAAUUUAAGUAGCGUUUUCUUAAAAGACGAUCGCGCGAGAAUUUCUUUGAUAAUAAAUGCAAUUUAGUGAUGCUUAGUGAAGCGGAUGAAGAAAAUUGCGUUGAAAAUAAGCGAUCUCAUCAACCUUUGAAACAGGCGAUUGAUGAUAAACCAGAUAGGCAUUUUUGGGUAACCAAAGAUUAUUUUCUAUUCAGUCGUAGAUGAUCAAAACUUGCCAAUGAUAAAUUAGA
Belonocnema kinseyi is the source of this 2874-nucleotide messenger RNA. It is a transcript of the gene Ptpmeg2, whose product is annotated as tyrosine-protein phosphatase non-receptor type 9. Bases 504 to 2051 code for a protein of 515 amino acids. The record is from RefSeq and is a predicted model, not a curated record. Gene Ontology annotation, biological process: protein dephosphorylation. The transcript has 10 exons. Gene Ontology annotation, molecular function: protein tyrosine phosphatase activity. NCBI's taxonomy places the organism in Eukaryota, Metazoa, Arthropoda, Insecta, Hymenoptera, Cynipidae.